Ramularia collo-cygni is the source of this 813-nucleotide messenger RNA. RefSeq lists its product as uncharacterized. The coding region runs from base 1 to 813 and encodes 270 amino acids. Lineage: Eukaryota; Fungi; Ascomycota; Dothideomycetes; Mycosphaerellales; Mycosphaerellaceae. The transcript is spliced from 2 exons. The record is from RefSeq and is a predicted model, not a curated record.
AUGACUUGCAGGCAACAUCUCCAAAGAUUUCUCGCCUCACUCAUAUUUGUUGCAUCGGCAUGCUCGCAAUCUACUCCUCUGGAUUACACACCAUACCAACCCCUUUCGGCAACACCAUUGGUAGCGAACAGCGGCAUGUUCUUAUGGCCACAGCCCGGAUCCGUAGAGCUCUAUGAGGUCGGAUCGAUGAUGAAUAUAUCCUGGUCGUCUAAGUUCUCGCGAGUGAACCUUUGGCUUGUACCAAACUCCGACGGCAAUACCUAUCCAUUGCUGUCGAAUACUUCUUCAGUCAACUUUGAAUGGAUAGUCCAGUGCCUUGGAGACUGUCAGAUUCCUUGGCUCGUACGUGCGACCGACGCCGAAAGCGACGCCGAAGCGCAGAUGAACAGCGGAUUCAUCUCAACAGAAUUUCGAAUCAUGCCUGCCGGCGAGAACAGCACGAGUGCGAGUAGUGGCCCAGCGAGCACAGGCCCGACCAGCACGAGCACGACCAUGGUCAGAAUUACAAGAACAAUCACACCAAGGUUGACCAUCACGCUUAACAGCACGACGGCCAGCACUGGUACAACUACUGCGACCUCGGACAGGUCCGCGAUAACGGAGACAACGUCUGUCAUGACCACAACAGCUUCGAGUACUCCGGCCAUGACAGCUUCGAGAACCCCGGAGCCGACGACAACGCCUCUAACGCAAGGUGAAAGUUCGACAACAACAUCAGCGCAGCAGACUGGAAAUGCGGUAAAGGGCGUUGAACUUGUUGUGGGGAUAGCGGUAGCAGCCGCCGUUGGAGUAGUGAUCGGCUGGCAUCCAUAG